UUCUUGUUUUCAUCAUAUAGACAGAACAGCCGUGCUGCAAAGAUGGUCAAUGUACCUAAAACCCGAAGAGCCUUCUGUAAGAAGUGUGGCAAGCAUCAGCCUCACAAAGUGACACAGUAUAAGAAGAGCAAGGAUUCCUUGUAUGCCCAGGGAAAAAGGUGCUAUGAUCGGAAGCAGAGUAGCCAUGGUGGGCAGACAAAGCCAAUUUUCUGGAAGAAGGCUAAGACCACAAAGAAGGUUGUGCUAAGGCUGGAAUGUGUUGAGCCUAACUGCAGAUCCAAGAGGAUGCUGGCCAUUAAGAGAUGCAAGCAUUUUGAACUGGAAGGAGAUAAGAGAAAGGGCCAAGUGAUCCAGUACUAA
Messenger RNA from Gorilla gorilla gorilla (western lowland gorilla), 360 nucleotides. RefSeq names its product large ribosomal subunit protein eL42-like. NCBI's taxonomy places the organism in Eukaryota, Metazoa, Chordata, Mammalia, Primates, Hominidae. Gene Ontology annotation, biological process: translation. Gene Ontology annotation, molecular function: structural constituent of ribosome. The transcript has a single exon. The record is from RefSeq and is a predicted model, not a curated record. Bases 43 to 360 code for a protein of 105 amino acids. Gene Ontology annotation, cellular component: ribosome.